Molecule: messenger RNA, 2044 nt
Organism: Dimorphilus gyrociliatus
Lineage: Eukaryota; Metazoa; Annelida; Polychaeta; Dinophilidae
Source: the annotation of a GenBank genome assembly
UAUGUUAGAUUUCUUAUCUAAAAAGUAUAAGCUUACGGAGGAAGUUUCUUUGAUGUUUACCGAUAUCGGUAAUGCGUUGCAACAUUCUAAAAAUUUGGAUAAGGGCAUAACCGCUUUUAUCAAUACAAGAUACGACUCUCAAACAACUAUACGUGAAUUCUCAAGGUCCAUUCCCUUCCCUGUGUUUACAAUUACACGUAACGUUGACGAAACAAGACCGUGUUCUUUUUUCGAAUGUUCUUUUUUAUUGCAAACAAUUAGAAGUGCGAAAGAAGAGCUAGAGUAUUAUAUACAUUUCAUAAAUUAUCAUAAAUGGAACAAAGUUGCUCUAUUAACUGAUUUUAGGAUAAUACUAUGCCGAAUACGAUCUGACAAUUUGGUUAAUGUCUUAAGGAAAGCUUUUGACCUUGGAUUGUUUGGGGAAGGGUGGGCUUGGUUAUUAAUGGGUGAUUUUCUUUCCUAUAGGAAUGUUAUUGAAGAUUAUAAGAGAGAAUUACAAGGUUUAUUAGGAUUUACUCAAUACAGUUUAGAUUCUAGUGAUAGAAGAAGAAAAUUUAAUCAGAUAUAUCCUUACCUUAUCAAUUCGACAGAAUUGUGUUUCGAUCUCACCUAUAAAUGUUUCCUACAAAUGGGCGUUGCUGAAUUAUUAAAUAUACUAAUCAGAUCAUUAAGUAACAAUCAACUUAUUAAAUAUCGGAAUACAAACAAGUUUAGGAUGAAAUUUGUUGAAGAAGUUAGUAAAAUAGGAAAAAUUGAGUUAGACUCCAAUACACAAAAAUACAGAAUGACUAUUACGGACUUUUUACGCUUUCCUGGUAACGCGAAAAGUGUAUCGUCCAAUCAGGGGAGACUUAUAGAAGAGUUACGUAAUAGCGUCAUAAAAAUUGGCUUCGUUCAGAUGAAAAAGAAAUUCAAAUUCGAUACAAAGUUUACAUUGUAUCAAUACUUCGGACAAGUUGAUUUGUAUGGUAGAUGGACAGGAUAUCAAGGUGGUGUUGACACUGGCGAAAUUGAUAUUGGAGCUGCAAAUGCAAUAAUUACUAGGAAAUCUAAUAAUAUCCGUGAAAUAAAACCCUUCACUUUGCACUAUUACGCAAUCCUCAUCCCGUCAAAUUGCUGUAAAUUGGCAAGAGCUAUUAUGACAAUGUGGUAUAUUUCGGUUUUUCUAUUCCAAGGCCUGUAUAUAGCAGCGAUAGUUACCCAAUUUAGUUUGGAAAGCAGUCGCGGGGAUGAAAAAUUAAUAAAUACUAUUGAGAGAUUAAUAGAGCAUAAACACUUAAAUAUUUGUUGGCACACGAAUAGCGUUGUAACGGAACUUAUGAGAGAGUCUUACCCGAAUAGAACAGCCUUUAUUAGGCUAUUAGAAAAAAUUGAACAAACAUCUGGAAAUAGAUCUCUCACUGAAUGCGCUGAGCUUGUGGCCAAUUCAUUCGAUACAGAACCAACUGUAUUAAUGAUAACCGAUUAUGAAGAGGCAAUGGAAAUACGUAGAAAGUAUACAUGUAGCGAGAUGAAUAUUAUUGAGUUGAAAGGAUUUAUUCUACUAGCUGGACUUCCUUAUUCAGCGUCUUUUAAAUACGCCGAUAUUUUUACUCAGGAAAUGAAUAAAAUGAAAAGAGAUGGAAUUUAUAAAAUGUAUGAACCCAGAGAAGCUUGCCCUGCCCAAAUAAGAUUAAAUUAUUCAGUUUCAAUCGGUCUCACAGCAAUUCGUCACUUCUUAACAUUAGCAGUGUUAACGGUUUUCUUAUUGCCAUUAAUAGGCGGUAUUUUAAAGGUUUUUUAUAAUGCCUAUAUUCUGAAAUGGAGAUUAUCGAGUACGGAUUUAAAACGAUUGAACUUUUUUUAUAUCGUUAAGAUUAUUAGUUCCGUUAAGCUGUUACAAGGGUUAUACACGCUAACCCAUGGAAGAUUGUCCAAAAUGAUAGAAAGGAGAUUACAAGAAAAGAAUGGCAUAUUAAAUUUUUUAUUAAGAGUUGCUUUAUUCAAUCAAGAGAAUGAAAUCAAUCCGUCAGAUGCCGUUAAACUGAACCCCCUCCCCCUAUAG